AUGUUUGCAGAAAAUCUGGAGGGCAGGUCACGCGAAGAGGCCGCCAUUCGAGAAUCGGAGCUGAGAAGAAAGAUAACACAUAUUCUACCAUGUGAUAUUGAGAGGGAUAAUCCAGUGAAAUGGCCUUCGUCUUGGGGGUCGCAGUCCGCCAUGUUUGAUGUCGUGACAACAUCCCUGUGCCUAGAGGCUUGCGUGACAUCUAAAGAAAGCUAUCGUCACGCAAUUGGUAAAUUGAAGAGGUACCUUAAACCAGGUGGAUAUAUUGUAAUGUAUGGUGUUUUGAAGGAGACCUAUUACUUUGUUGGCCAAGAACGAUUUUAUUGCUUUCCACUGACUACGAAUUUGAUUGAAGAGACGUUAGCCAGUGAGGGAUUCAAGAUGUUCAAUGAGAUAAAACUGCUGGCUGUUUCUCUAGAACCUUAUGGUGAUGCAAAAGAAAUAUUUUUUGUCACAGCAACUCUUGAAGAGGUCUAG
This is a messenger RNA of Porites lobata, 474 nucleotides long. The record is from the annotation of a GenBank genome assembly. NCBI's taxonomy places the organism in Eukaryota, Metazoa, Cnidaria, Anthozoa, Scleractinia, Poritidae.